Dipodomys ordii (Ord's kangaroo rat) is the source of this 2679-nucleotide messenger RNA. RefSeq names its product mucin 20, cell surface associated (gene Muc20). The record is from RefSeq and is a predicted model, not a curated record. Gene Ontology annotation, biological process: hepatocyte growth factor receptor signaling pathway. The transcript has 4 exons. NCBI's taxonomy places the organism in Eukaryota, Metazoa, Chordata, Mammalia, Rodentia, Heteromyidae. Bases 13 to 2409 code for a protein of 798 amino acids.
UACACAGCUAGGAUGGGCUCUGUCUGGGGCCUGGCUCUGCUCCUUCUUUUCUUCUGCUGGGAGGCUGGAGGCUCACAGAGCUCUGCAGGCCCUAGCACCCGUGGAUCAAUCCCUUUGGUGACAACAAAUAAUACAGAAGUGACUGCCAUGACUCAAGGUUUCCAGACAAGUUCAGAGAGAGCCCUCCGCACCACUGACCUUCAUGAGCUCUUCAGGAGCUAUGUUUCUUUGCAAACUCAAACCCUGAGCUCUCCAACCAUUUCUAAGACUUUAAUCACAACAAAUAAUAGAUCAGGAGCCAAGAGCAUGGAGACCAGGACCAUUUCCCCCUCAGCAGGGGUCAAAGAGACCCCCACCAUUUCACCCCUACAAGAGAACAGGACCCUCUCAAAGAUUAUGGCUCCUAUGACUAUGGCUGUGACGACCACUUCUAAGGAGACUCUGGACCCACGUGGCAGCCCCACAGGGCGUGGAACACACCCUGGGACUGGUACAAGCAGAGAUCCCAUGCAAGCCAUCUUUGCUAACCCUUGUAGCUCUGACAGCUCUGAAGAGGCAAACUGGAUCAAAGGUGACAUCUCAACAAGGGCAGACACACCAACAAAAGCUGAGAGCCUGUCCUCAGAGAGCAGCUCCUCUUCUGACAGCUCAGUGUCUGUCCUCAGCCCUUCACAGGAUCUGGCACCUGGGAUCUUGACUCAAGCCAAGGCCUUAGCUGCCUACAGGAUCACUCACAUCGAGUUUAACAAUUGUAGCAUCACCAAAAUAGAGACAGCUGCCAUCAUCUCUGAGACCUCAGACAUAGGCCCCAGGCCCACAGAGGGAGAGAUGGCCUUGUCCACAAUAGAGUCACCAGCUUUGCCCCUCUCUCCCCAGGCAAAACCAUACAUCCCCAACACCACAGCCUUUGUCCAGGCCUUGUCAUCAGCCAGCGCCUCAGCAGCAGCUGUCCUGGAUGCAGCCACGGUCUCUAACCCCAGGGGAACUUGGGUGACAGUCACCAGGAAGCCUUUGGAAGAAACGUCGGCGCUGUCCUUUGAGACAUCAAGCCACACUGAGGUCCCAGGAGCACUUCCAGUCUCCAAGGUGGCUGGAUCAACAGGGGCCAAGGGGCCUUCCUUUGCUGUUUCCUCAGCUUCAGUCUACAGCUCUUCAGACCAAGCCACUACCAAGGACUCCAGCCCUUCAGAGACGUGGAGUAUAGCCAGUGCAGCCAACAAGGCCUUCCCCACCAGGAGAAACCCUCCUUCUUCUGUCCAUCCAGCUACAGCCAGCGCCAGCUCUCUUCCUUCUGUCCAUCCAGCUACAACUGCCAGCAGCCAAACACCAAGUCUGACAUCAGAGGGAGCCUUCCAUGAGUCCUUGGUGCCAAGCUGGGAUCCUUUCCAUGCCCAAACCCCGAGCACUGCCACCACUCCCAAGACCAUAAUCACAGCAGGCAGUGUAUCAGAAGUGGACAGCCGGGAGUCGCACACCACAUCCCCCACACCAGGAACCACGGAGACCCCCACCAAUUCCCCUGCAGUGGAGACCUUGGGGACUCUGGCUACAUCCCCUGAAGCAGAGACCCAAGCCAGCUCCUCCACAUCAGAAACCACGGAAACCCCCCACAUUUCCCCUGCAGCGGAGACUUUGGGAACCUUGACCAUUUCCCCUGACACAGAGCCUUUGAGGACCCAGUCCAUUCUCUCUUCUACAACAGAGAUCAUGGAAACCCCAACCAUAUCCACAGUAACAGAGCCCACGGAGACCCUAAGCACUUACCCUGUAGUAGAGACCAAGGAGAUCGGGACAGUUUCUUCUGCACUAGGACUUGAGGGGACCCUGACCAUUGCCCCUGCAGCAGAGACCAUGGAGACCCCAACAAGUUUUUCUGCUGCAACGGUGGAGACUCAUUUCACAAACACUAUAUCUCCCAUCAUUACCCCACCAUACCCCAGCAGACCUGGAACAUGCUCAUUUGUCUCAGACACAACUGCCAUCCAGAACUCCAGCCCCUCAGAGUCUUCUUUCACAGACAGUAUAACCAAUGGGUCCUUUCCCACCGGCAGAAGCCUUCUCCCUUCUAUCCAUCCUACUACAGCCAGUGGGAGCCCUCUCCCUUCUGACCACCUGAUUACAGCCACCAGCAGUCAAGAAACAAUCACCACCUUUGUCAAGACCACAGCCUCACCAAUGACCCCAAUGAGGCCCCUGACAUCAACACCUGCCACUUUUUGGUCAAGGCAGACCAUAGGAGUUACUGCAGGUGGAGAUGGAGGUUUCCUCCUUGUGCGACUGGGCGUGGCCUCCCCAGAAGACCUCACUGAGCCCGGCGUGGCAGAGAAGCUGAUGGAACAGCUCCACUGUGAAUUGCUAGCCCACAAGCUGCUUGUCCAAUUCUCCUUACUGCGUGUCAAGAGGAGCUAAAGAAUACCAGCUGCAGCCAAGUACAACCAUGGGCCAAAGAGGAUCAGUGUUGCCUAUGGUCUGGGCUCCUUCCAAUAGGCAGAAGCCACAUUACUGUACUGAGAUUGAUCUAGAAGUUCCCAUGAAGCUCAGCUGGCCCAAGCCCCUUACUCCAGAUGUGGCCACUGAUCCCUGGCUCACUUAUAUCUGAUUAUAUGUGUGUUGGGAGGGGGCUACCCUGUUUCCAGAGGUGUCCUUCACUUCUUCUGGUGUUUGGAUGUUUCAGUAAAG